AUAAAUAUUUUAUAGAAUUUGAUUGACCAUACGGCAAACUACGAUUGCUUCUACCCAUUGAGGAGUUGUUAAUGGGUAAAUGUUAUUCCUCCGGUACAUCGGCAGCGCUUUGUUGUUGCGGGCAGCCAGCGUGUGGGGUAACGGGAUGACGGGUGUGAAACAAUGCAGUAGCGGCCGGGUGAGCUACCUCACGCAGUCUAACGCAGCGGCGCUGGACCAGGACUUAUUCAAUGAGUACAAAUUCAGCGUUGACCAGUUGAUGGAGCUGGCUGGAUUGAGCGUGGCGACAGCAGUGGCAAAAGUCUAUCCGCCUCAAACUCAUCAAUCUGCCCUAAUAAUCUGUGGCCCAGGCAACAACGGAGGUGAUGGCUUGGUGGCAGCCCGCCACAUGGCUCUGUUUGGAUACUCAGUGGCAGUCCACUACCCUAAACGCACACCCAAGCCCCUCUAUGAGAACUUACUAGAACAGUGCAAGCAAUUUAAUGUGCAAAUUGUUGAUAAUUUACCACCAGUAACAGAGUUAAAACAAAGUUACAAAGUACUUGUAGAUGCACUGUUUGGAUUUAGUUUUAAACCGCCAGUCAGAGAGCAGUUGAAACCUGCACUGGAUGCUUUGAUUAAUGCAGGACUACCAGUUUGCAGUGUAGAUAUUCCAAGCGGAUGGGAUGUUGAAACUGGACCAGGCAAUGAACCAGCAUUAAAACCAUCUCUUCUGAUCUCUUUAUCAGCUCCAAAGCUUUGUGCAAAACCAGAAUUUCUGCAGGAUGCAAAACAUUAUCUUGGGGGCAGAUUUCUGCCACCAGGAAUUGUUUCAAAAUAUAAUUUGACUUUGCCACCUUAUCCAGCUCAGGAACAAGUGGUUCAGUUGUCUUGCUAACAUUUCUAUCAUGUAGCAAUAGGCUGUUAAAUUAGGUUAAGUUGUUGGUGUAAUUUAAAGGGAAAAUAAAAUGUUAUUAUACUUCCAAA
Molecule: messenger RNA, 966 nt
Organism: Cydia splendana
Lineage: Eukaryota; Metazoa; Arthropoda; Insecta; Lepidoptera; Tortricidae
Gene: Naxe
Product: NAD(P)H-hydrate epimerase
Exons: 5
Coding region: 80-877 (265 amino acids)
Cellular component (GO): mitochondrion
Molecular function (GO): NAD(P)HX epimerase activity
Source: RefSeq, a predicted model, not a curated record